Populus trichocarpa (black cottonwood) is the source of this 957-nucleotide messenger RNA. RefSeq lists its product as uncharacterized. The coding region runs from base 1 to 957 and encodes 318 amino acids. The record is from RefSeq and is a predicted model, not a curated record. The transcript has a single exon. Lineage: Eukaryota; Viridiplantae; Streptophyta; Magnoliopsida; Malpighiales; Salicaceae.
AUGGCUGUUGUUCUACGAUAUGUAGACAACAAUGGACAUACAAUUGAAUGUUUUUUUGGCAUUCAACAUGUGCGAGAUACAACAGCUAGUUCACUCAAGGCAGCUAUUGAAGCUUUGUUUUCUAAACAUGGGCUAAGCAUAUCAAGAUUGCGUGGUCAGGGAUAUGAUGGAGCUAGUAACAUGCGAGGUGAAUUCAAUGGCUUGAAAGCACUUAUUCUAAAUAGCAAUCCAAGUGCAUAUUAUGUAUAUUGUUUUGCUCACAGACUUCAAUUGACUCUUGUGGCUGUUACAAAGAAGCAUAAUGAAGUUGGAGAUGUCUUCAAUUUUAUUUCUAGCAUUAUAAACAUAGUUGGAGCAUCAUGCAAAAGGAUGGAGGUGAUUAAAGAAAAACAAUAUGCUAGAAUUAUUAAAGGACUUGAAAAUGGAGAAAUUUCUAGUGGACGAGGCUUGAAUCAAGAAACUUCUCUUAGAAGAUAUAAUGAUACCCAUUGGGGCUCCCACUAUGUUACAAUUAUUCGUCUACUUGCAAUGUUUUUAUCAGUUCUUGAUGUGCUUGAGAUUAUAAGGGAGGAUGGGAUGAACUCAGAACAGAGAACAGAAGCAAUCGUUUUAACAGAUAUUAUGGAAUCAUUUAAUUUUGUAUUCAUGCUUCAUUGUUUGAGAAGGAUACUAGCAGUUACUAAUGAGUUCUCACAAGCAUUACAAAGAAAAGAUCAAGACAUAGAAAAUGCUAUGAGUUUAUUGAAAACAUCAAAGGAACGAUUCAAAAUGAUGAGAGAGAAUGAUUUGGAAUCUUUACUGGAAGAAGUGUCAUAUUUUUGCAUCAAACAUGAUAUUGAUAUUUUAAACAUGGAUGAUGAGUACAAGCUUCGUGGGCGUUCAAGGCAAAAAUCUCAAGGGAUUACAAACCUACACCAUUUCCGUUAUGAAUUGUUUAACAAUAUCAUUGACAUGUAA